GGUCGCGAAUAUGUGAAAAUAUUGCGGCUCCUCUGUCUCCUGUACUCUCUCUCUCUCUCCUCUCUUCGAAGGCAUUUCUCUGCAACAACGGGCGCUCUGGGAGGAACCCGAUCUUCUAUAAUUCGAACACUGAACGGCAAACUGUUAGAUCCGAUAUCACGAAGUUUAAAUAAAUUGACGUUAUCCAGAAAAACACACUCAGAUUGAUCAUCAAGCUCAAGCAAUCCGGGAGGAUCAGAAUUUGGGGAAACAAUCUGAUCUGAUCUGAUCAGAAGAAACCAAACCCUAGACUAGGUAGGGUUUAUUAUCCAUGUCCUGUUUAGCCCUCGCUCUCCAGCCUGCCAAUGGGACCGACAUUCUUCUCCAGACCCGGGAGUGGUUCCCUCCCGCUCGAGCCCUUGUAGCCGUAUCGGCUUUCCGGGAAACCCGGCUGGCAUUCGCAUCUGGGAAGCAGCAGCUGGUUGAGGACGGUGACACGUCGCUUGGCGACGACCCGCUUGCCGCUUCGAGUGGACAGUUGAUUGUGGGCGUCGAGAGCAGGUAUCGUGUUGUGUAUAGAUUAGUCAAUUCUAUAUAUGUUUUGGGGAUCACCACGGUGGAUCAGGAUAAUACUGUGAACAAUGUGUUUGAGUGCAUCAGCAUGGUGAAUCAGGCUGUGAGUGUGGUUGUUACUGCCUGCCGGGGCGUUGAUGUCACGCCGGAAAAGCUGGCCAGGAAAUAUGCUGAGAUAUACAUGGCACUUGAUAUAGUUAUGAGGGGGGUGAGUAGCAUUAGGCUUGCGGCAAUGCUUGCCACCCUGCACGGUGACAGUAUUGCCAAGAUGGUGCAUUCAGCAAUUGACACCGAGAAUAAGAUCAGGGGGGCUGAUAAUUGGACUAACUUGGAAGUUCAUUCUAUUGAGCAUCAGGCUGGAAUGGAGGUAUUUUCAAAUGCCAGCUUUGAAUUACCUCCUGAGACAUUGGAGGCUGGUGAUGAGGUUGUAGCAACACUGGCUCCAACUGGGCAGAGUACCUUAAGUGAACUGGAUCAGCAACAGAAGCCAGAAGAGGACCAGGCUGAGAAAGAUCCAUUCGCAGCAAGUGAUGCUCUUAACAAGCCUGAGGAACUUGUGGGUGGGUUUAAGAAAGAUAAGGAUCAGUCAUCUUCUGAUUUGACAAAAGCAUUGGCAGGUCUUGAGGUUACCACAUUACCACCUCCUGCAGCUACACAAUCAACACACAUUGGUGUUGAGGGGUUUGAAGGGGACUAUGGUGGUAUAGAGUUCGGUCUUGAUGGUUCCACUCUGGCAGAAGAUUUUGAAGGGAUGAAUCAGGCUUGGGGUGGUGGGUUGGAUGCAUCAGAGUUUGUGGGCACAAAGAAAGUUGCAAAAUCUCAGGGGCUUGGUGGGCUUGAAUUGUUACAAACUGGGAGUGAUGCACCAACAACAGCUCCAGUUUCCGCUGCUGGAGCUGGCACCCCUCUGGAAAAUCUUUUGGUGAAGAAAACUGAAAUGAAAGGUCCUGAGAUGUACAUUUCGGAAGAGAUUAGUGCUGAGUUUUGGGAAUCAUUGCUUGCUAGAGUUGGCUUAAUGGCUGUGGUCUAUUUAAAAACACUGCCUCCUAAGUCUUCUGGUGAAAAAGAAACUGAAUUUUCUUUCAAGAUUGAGGGAACAAGUGGCAUCAAGAGAUUGGUCAUGCAAAAUUCUAUUGUAAGUAGUCUUGGCAAUGGGCUUUUUCAUGUCAGGACUGCACCCUCGGAGGAGCCCAUACCAAUUUUGAAGUAUAGUUUGCUACCCCGUUCAACUCCACUGCCACUAAGAGUUCGUCUAAUCAAACGACACAGUGGAACUCUGCUUUCAGUCAUGAUACAGUAUGUUUCAAACCCAGACUUAGCAGCCCCUCUGACUGAUGUUACAUUUAUGCUGAAGCUUCCAGUGGAUCCAACUUUGCUGAAGGUUUCACCAAAAGCUAUCUUGAAUCGAUCUGAGAGAGAAUUGAAAUGGCAUAUUGAAGAAAUUCCUCUGAAGGGUACCCCUGGUAGAUUGAGGGCACGGAUGCCUGUUGAUUCAAGUGAAGAAGAUGGUGGGGAGGAAAUUGAGGUGGUUGGUUAUGUGAAAUUUUCUGCCCAAGGAACUACAUCACUGUCUGGGGUUUCUCUACAGCCUGCUUCUGAGGGUAAGACAGAUUUUUAUGUGGUUAACCACAGGUAUGAGAGUGGGGUUUAUAUGUGCAACUGAACAAGGAUGAUUUGUCCUAUUAUGUUUCUUUCUUUUUUUCCUUUUCAAUGUAUGUGGUGUGGGAGUGCGUGCAUCAUUCUUUGUGCUGUAGCCCGUUCCUCACGUUUACAGUUCUCAUCAAUGGUCUUUUCAAUAUUUCAGUUA
Molecule: messenger RNA, 2359 nt
Organism: Diospyros lotus (date-plum)
Lineage: Eukaryota; Viridiplantae; Streptophyta; Magnoliopsida; Ericales; Ebenaceae
Exons: 2
Coding region: 311-2215 (634 amino acids)
Source: RefSeq, a predicted model, not a curated record